Molecule: messenger RNA, 1000 nt
Organism: Drosophila hydei
Lineage: Eukaryota; Metazoa; Arthropoda; Insecta; Diptera; Drosophilidae
Gene: dimm
Product: protein dimmed
Exons: 4
Coding region: 32-1000 (322 amino acids)
Molecular function (GO): protein dimerization activity
Source: RefSeq, a predicted model, not a curated record
UGAAAUUCAUUUGAAUUACUCUAUUGACACAAUGGAUGCCACGCAACUGACUGAGCUGAUGGGCAGCCACGAUUUCAUGCAGCUGCAGCAGCAGUUGCAACACAACAACAACAACUACAACACCGAUGGCCACAAUGGCCUGUCGCCGGAAUCUGUGGAGCGUAGUUCAAGACCUGUACGACGCGCCACACGACGCACCUCACAGCUAAGCAAUAACACCUACGACCUGGAGAUGACCGAUUCCAGUUCGCAGAGCGACGACACGAGCGGCGGCGGUGGCAGCAGCAAUGGGGGCGGCAGCAGCACCAACAACAACAGCAGCAAUCAGCUGGGCCCAGCGCUGGGCGGACAACGUCCCUCGAGUCGCGGCCGGCAACAAAAUGGCACCAAUCUAACGCCCAACAGCAACGGCAACGGCAACAGCAACAACAACAACAACAACAGCAGCAACAGCAGCAACGCCAAUGCGAAUCGUCGUCGCAAAGGCGCACUGAAUGCCAAAGAGCGAAAUCUACGCAGACUGGAGUCGAACGAAAGGGAACGCAUGCGCAUGCACAGCCUGAACGAUGCAUUUCAGUCGCUGCGCGAGGUGAUUCCACACGUGGAGAUGGAGCGGCGUCUGUCCAAAAUCGAAACCCUAACGCUGGCCAAGAAUUACAUCAUCAAUCUGACGCACAUUAUACUCUCCAAGCGCAACGAGGAAGCUGCCGCCAUGGAGCUGAACGCCGGCGCUGUUGGCGGCGUGUUGCUUACGAAUUUGACAGCUGACAGCAAUGUGGUUGCUGCCGCAACUGGUGCCAGCAAUGGCUUGUGCUUCGACGAUGCUCUGGCCACUGGCGGCGGCGGCGGCGGUGCCUACGACUGCGCGCUGCUCGCUGCUAGCGACGGCAGCUUGUUGAGUGCGGCAACGAGCGCCAAUGCCAUGCAAACGCUGCCCAUGCACAUGCAUGCGGAGCAGCAACAGCAAACGCAGCAGCAACAGCAGCAGCACUACUGUUAA